Molecule: messenger RNA, 1636 nt
Organism: Bursaphelenchus xylophilus (pine wood nematode)
Lineage: Eukaryota; Metazoa; Nematoda; Chromadorea; Rhabditida; Aphelenchoididae
Source: the annotation of a GenBank genome assembly
AUGAUAACCUUCAAGGCCAUAGUAUUUGGCCUUCUAUGCAUUCGAACCUUUGCAUUCGAUGCGAUAAUCUGGUCAAAUGACCCUAAGAAUCUGUAAGUUCUAUGACGACGAUUCGAAUAUUAUUUUACAGCGAAAAGAAUAUCAAUGAAUUAGUUUCCUCGAGAAGUCCAGACCGAAGAAUCUAUUUGAUUGGUCUUGAAGACUUCAAUUUGGAUAAUCUGGACAAAGAUGCGGAUGAAUCUAGCAUUCUGAAUGCUGCCGCCAAUGGAGAACACAAGGAAUUGCAUAAUUUUGAGGGUGUCAAUGUAAGGAGUAUAUAUAUUUUGGUUUUAUUCUUUAGAUUCCGCAAGAUAAUCGACAUGUUGAGUAUAUUGAAGCGAUGUUGGAUACUUUGGACUCAAUCAAGUCUUUCAAAGGGGACUUUGUGGCCAUCUUGUCGGAGCCUGAAGCUUUCAAAGUGACUAAAAGAGUAAAGAGAGUUGGAAUUAUUCAAGACGAUGAGCAGGAAGAGGAGGAAGAAGAACGUCCAAGGUAGUGGUUUUUAUACCGUUUAUAUUUGCCGGAUAUUUAGAGGAAGUUCAAAGUCCAAAUCUAAGUCUCGGUUCCGAGGGUCAGAGGGAGUUGAUCUCAAAUUGCCUGUGAUCCUUCCUCCUUACGAUUCAAAGGCCGCCAAUCCAAAACGCCCUGAACCGGAAUGGGGAUCAUGCUUGUUGUACAUGGAAAGUUUGAGUGUCUAUGUUUUUGAUGCCACGAGAACUCGAGAUAUUCUUGGGAUUGGAGUAACAAUUGAUAGUGAUAGUGGAAACAAAUUCUCAUUCAGCGAUGAACAUGUGAAAUGCGAUGACGAACAAGGUGAAUAUGAGUAAGUCGUCAUGUUUUGAAGAUUUAUUUUUGUCUAGGUUUACAAUUGUGGUAACGCCAUCCAAGCCAUUGCCAGCGAUCAGAGCCGGGAAGGAUAAGAAGCCUUAUUUUACGUUUGAUCAGACGCUUUCAUUAACGUAAGAAUUAAAAAUAGUCUUGUUUUAUUUCGAAUUUUAGGCUAAAGAUCAAACGGCUCAAUUACGAAUGGGCUUUAGUCGCGAUUGAUCUUAAUGAUGACAUUAGAAUCAAGAAAGAGCAACAAGAUUGGCUUAAUUCAUCGGUUUCUAUCAAACCUCAACGGGCGACCGACUUAUCGGUCCGAGAUUUGGGUGUUAGAGCCUCUGGCAAUUACAAUUUCGGAUGUUCGCAGACUCAGGCAGCGGUUUUCAACACGAACAAAAAAGAAUACGACUUCGGAGUUGUCUUUGGAAAUAUCCAAAUUCAAACUACGGGUGUGUUCGUUGGACCCAAGGACGAUAAGAUUGUAAGGUUCGGCCCUUACACGAACGACUGUAUUGGAACUUUCUCGGUGGGAUCUUGGAUGGGAAUUAUAGUGACAGUUCUGUUAGUUGGAUGUCUUACUUUGGCCUUCUUGAUGUUGAAUUCGGUGAAAACAAUCGAUCGAUUUGACGAUCCCAAGAGAAAGCAAAUCGUAAUUAAUGUAAGGGAGUAGCCUAUAAGAUAGAUAGCCUUCGGUGUCUUCUCUUUUGGCCAUCUUUAGAUCUCUUUUGCCAUAAUCUGCUUUCAGGAAAGUUCGUCUAACACAAAGUCUUAG